ACAAAUAAGAAAAAUCAUCAGUAGCUAAAAUGAUCAGCUUCUUCAGAGCUUUCUUUCUUAUAAUAAUUAUCAGCUUUCUCAUUUUCGUAGGAGCUCAAGCAAGAACUUUACUAGGAAAUUACCAUGAUGAUGAGAUGCUGAUAGAGUUGAAGUUGGAAAGUGGUAAUUAUGGAAGGACACCAUAUAAGACACCUCCACCACCAACAUCAUCUUCACCAACACAUCAAGAAAUAGUUAAUGGAAGACAUGAUAGUGUAUUACCACCUCCUUCUCCCAAGACUGAUCCAAUUAUUGGUCAACUCACAACAAUUACUACUACUCCUCAUCAUGACGACACCGUCGCGGCGCCGCCUGUUGGUGGGAGGCACGAUUAUGUAGCCUCACCACCACCACCAAAGCCACAAGAUGAACAAAGGCAGAUCAUUAUCACAUCCUCUUCUUCUACUUUGCCUCUUCAAGCUUCCUAUUAAGCUAGCAUCGGAACUUUAUAAUAUAAUAUAUGUUCACUACUAAGUGUAGUAUUUUUUAUUUUAUGUUAUUAAAGUAGCUACAUGUAUAAUCUGGUUUUAGUUCACUUGAUGAGUUAAUUAACUCAAGAAUAAUAUGUGUAAUAGACGUAUUGUAAUGGAGUAUUAACAACGUAUGUACGUAGUAAAUGAAUUUGAGGGAGUGAUAUGUGGUUUUUAACUUAUUAAUCAAUAACAUA
Molecule: messenger RNA, 706 nt
Organism: Solanum lycopersicum (tomato)
Lineage: Eukaryota; Viridiplantae; Streptophyta; Magnoliopsida; Solanales; Solanaceae
Product: hydroxyproline-rich systemin
Source: RefSeq, marked validated